Messenger RNA from Cuscuta campestris, 1301 nucleotides. The record is from the annotation of a GenBank genome assembly. Lineage: Eukaryota; Viridiplantae; Streptophyta; Magnoliopsida; Solanales; Convolvulaceae.
AUUUUAUUGUCAGGUUUCCUUUGGUGUUUAGGAUUGUCAGCCUCUAUAUAAGAUGUCAAUUAUUAUUUAUUAAGGAUUCUUUCGUCCUCCUUGUUUGCCGGUCAACCCUCCCCCUCAAUGUCUUCAUGUGAUUUUGCUCCUAUCACCAUAAGGUCAGAGUUCUUCGUCCUUAGAUCCCAGGCCCAUAACGAGGAGUGUUGGCGCGAACAUAUCCAAAUACUCUCUAGCUGUUCGUGGCAACCACAUUCUGCUUUCCAUUUCUUUCGUUGGGCAUGUCAGCCAAAUUAUGUUCUGCAAGGAGCUGAAAGAGGAGAAAGAUGUGCUUUACUUCUAUCUCCUUUGAGGCCAUCAUUUAAGAAACCAACCACUGAUGUAAUCGAGGAUGGGAGCCAAUUCACCAUGUUUUUGACUGCUCCCUUGCUGGCUUUCUGCCAACUGAUUGGCCUAAAAUUUUCUGACGAGGAUUAUGAUGUUUACAAUGAUGUCAAUGCUAUCAUCUCUACUUCAUUUUCCGAAUGGGAGGUAAUGCUCUGCACAACCCCCAGCCUAGACUUGGUUUGGGCUCAGGUAUUGUGUGAUCCAUUUCUACGCCGGCUUAUCCUAAGAUUCAUUUUCUGUCGCGCUGUGCUUACUCUAUUUUGCCUUCGUGAAGAAAGUGACCAAUAUUUGCCUGUCUGCAUCCCGGAGCUUCCUGAUUCGUUCUCUCCAGUCUCUGAAUAUGUACAACCAACCAUCAGACGACUUGCCAAUCAUCUCAACGUUGCCGAUUCUUUUCAUCUUUACUGAUUCAGUUGUUGCCAAGGGUAAUUAGUGGGGCAUAAUUUGUGGAGCUAUGUAGUUGAAGUGAAAAUACUAACUACUUGCUCAGUACAAUGCAGAAAUAUUAGGUGGUCACGAAAAACGUAGUCUCUUCAGUGGAUGUGCAGAAGUUUGGUUUUUUUCCGUUUCUUCGCCAUUUCUACAUUAGGCUUUCCGGAUAGCUUUCGCGCAGGAAAUCAUGGUUUAUUUUGCUUCCAGUUGUAAUAUCUUCUGUCCAGGUAAGUUAGUAGUGGUCUAGCGGUGUGUUAGCUGGAUGUGAUUGUAUGUUUACAGUUCGCAGGAAAUUAGUCAUGAACUGUUCAUACUUUCUGUACUAUAUUAUAUGAGGCAACUUGAACAUUUUUAUCUUUCCUCCGUUUUAUCUUUGGCGAAAAUAGUGUGGCCUUAAUUGCAGUUACUAUGUAAUGACAGAUUUGAGAUUAUAUUGAUUAGUAGUUUUAUCAGAUGGAGAUUUACAUGUACACUAAAGGUCUGUUUAAUAC